AUGGUUUCCUACCUGCAGCCGACGAAAUCCUUCGGACUUUCAUGUUUGGCCGAGCCGGUCUCAGAUAUCAACAGAAGGGUACUGUUCUCUUUGAAAUGUGAUACCUCCGGCCGUACGUCUGCGUCCACCUCGCCGGAAGGACUGGCUAUCCCAUGGAGGGGCUCUGACAAUUCGAGGAUGGAUGGGGAUCCGACCAGCGGCUCAUCCCCAGCUUUGCCGGGAUUCGAGCGCUUGGUUGUUCAGUGA
Protopolystoma xenopodis is the source of this 246-nucleotide messenger RNA. The record is from the annotation of a GenBank genome assembly. NCBI's taxonomy places the organism in Eukaryota, Metazoa, Platyhelminthes, Monogenea, Polystomatidea, Polystomatidae.